Protopolystoma xenopodis is the source of this 1224-nucleotide messenger RNA. The record is from the annotation of a GenBank genome assembly. NCBI's taxonomy places the organism in Eukaryota, Metazoa, Platyhelminthes, Monogenea, Polystomatidea, Polystomatidae.
AUGAAUUCUGUGUUGGCACGAUUCGAUAAGGAUAUUAAACCUAAUAAAAGUGAUUACCAAGGGGGAUUAAUCAUAUCAAAUUCGGAGAACUGGUUUCAGACAACCGAGCGUCCAUUACGGCAAUGGUACACAGGUAUGGACAGAGCAGAAGAGGAUGGGGCAGCAUCCAAUGGAGAAACAAAUUGGGUGGGAUGCAGCCGCCUAGCAAUAAAGAGAGGAAUGUUAGCUGAUACAUCUGGAUACCAAAGACGUAUAUCGGGAGGGGAGGGAAGCCAAACUAGCCCCAGCAUCGGAUUCGAGGCAAGAGAAAAGUUUGUGUUUGCGUUUUAUCCAGAUGAAUGGGAAAAAACUAUGCAUAAAGUCGAGUCGGUCAAAGUGGAUCCGCAAAAAAUGAGAUUAAAAAUAGAUUAUGAAAAUAGGCAAGGCCGCGACAGCGGUUGUCAUCAGGAUCAAUAUUACAUUCCUAACCUGGAUUACCGCAGACUAGGAGGAUCUGACGAAGGGGAAAGAAGAAAUGAUAUUUGUGCAAAAAGUGAGAAAAGGCGAGUCGAUCUAAGCGUGGUGAAGCGGCAGGUUGAGAUGCUGAAUAAGAAUCAGAUUCAAAGACGGGUAAAGGAGGAACUCAGCAGCGCCAACCUAAGUGAGAUUCAGCAUCAAGGAACUCUGACAUUCGAACUCAGUCCUAAAAGCGUAUGUGUAGACACAAAUGGAGAGAAAAAUAAUCGCAUAGGAGGUCAACAGCGGAUGGAGAACCCAAGAAUAUGCAGGGAUCCAAUGGGUAGGCGCAGGAUUUUUUUGCCUAAGUCAACAGAUUGUGUUAUUACAAAGCAUGAGAAAAUUAUUCAGACAAACUGCUUAUUCAAAAAGACAGAAGGACUGGCUAAGUCCAAACUGAGAGAGAGCUGGCGAGGUAAACGAGGCCCGACAAGAUCAAGAAUAUAUGCUGGUGGUCAAGCAGCAAUAGCAGAAACAGCAGCAGAUUGGCUUCUCGGUGGACAGCUAUUCAAGAAUAUAAGGCGGCAGCUUCGGAGAAAGAAAACACACGUGGUUGGAGGAAAUUUACCAGUAACUUGCAUGCCUACAGUGAGAACAUUAGUGCCUGCGGAGACUGACUCAGAUAGACUAUUUAUAGCGGUCGUUCCGCCAAGCCUGGCUAACGUAUUCUACCGCUCCAGACCAUGGCCAGAGAAACAAAAAAACGAAUAUAAGUCACAACCUAAGACA